AUGACUGAAGGCACCCAUACUGAAAGUAUACUGAGCGCUCGCAUACUGACGGUUUCGGUAUACGUGUCGGUUCUAACGCUCGGCGCAAUAGCUGUGGAACGCUACUUUGCCAUCUGCCACCCGCUCAGCCGCAGCCUCACCGCCUCUAAAGUCUCCCUAUUCAUCGUUGUGAUCUGGAUCGUCUAUGUCAUAGUGGCCCUCCCAGAACUGUUAUAUCAAAAGCUCCAUCGCGGGUAUCCUGAGUACAUCACAGACUAUCCACAAUACUGUCCACAGAUUCUGACCAAACAGAAGCAAAAACUUUAUCAGAUCAGUUUGAUGAUCGGGCUGUUUGACAUCCCCAUUCGUCUUACGUUCUACGCGUACACAACAAUUGCAAUCAUAUUAUGGAAGGAUGGAAUGUCCGAAAACGUCAAUAAUCGUCUCAAUGCAAGAGUCACAGAAUUUGAUCUUGGUCCAGACACGCACGUGACCAGUAUCGGAAAAUGCGUGGUGACAGAUCUUGAAGAGCUAGCCCUUAGACUGAAGAAAGGUGGCAAAAGGAGACAGGAUGAAACACCACAGAGGCGAAAACUCAGACCACACGCCUAG
Molecule: messenger RNA, 591 nt
Organism: Mya arenaria
Lineage: Eukaryota; Metazoa; Mollusca; Bivalvia; Myida; Myidae
Product: substance-P receptor-like
Exons: 3
Coding region: 1-591 (196 amino acids)
Biological process (GO): G protein-coupled receptor signaling pathway
Cellular component (GO): membrane
Molecular function (GO): G protein-coupled receptor activity
Source: RefSeq, a predicted model, not a curated record